This is a messenger RNA of Erpetoichthys calabaricus (reedfish), 4322 nucleotides long. RefSeq names its product one cut domain family member 2-like. Gene Ontology annotation, cellular component: nucleus. The transcript is spliced from 2 exons. Gene Ontology annotation, molecular function: DNA-binding transcription factor activity, RNA polymerase II-specific; RNA polymerase II cis-regulatory region sequence-specific DNA binding. The coding region runs from base 412 to 1743 and encodes 443 amino acids. The record is from RefSeq and is a predicted model, not a curated record. Gene Ontology annotation, biological process: regulation of transcription by RNA polymerase II. Lineage: Eukaryota; Metazoa; Chordata; Cladistia; Polypteriformes; Polypteridae.
AAGAUACACACACACACACGCACAAAGAGCAACACGCAUUCAGAGACAGAAGUGUAGAGCACAUCACAAGAGGCGCACGUCUUAGAGCAAAUAACGAGCACACACGUGCGCGCGCGCGCACACACGCUCACGCACACACACACACACACACACAUACACACACACACAGAUCCGUGCUACUGCCGUGUGGUGCAUGACAGGAUAGUCACAGAAAAGGCAGACCGAAAACAUCUCCGAAUCAUGCUGGAUUCACUGCUGAGGGUAAUAGAAAUCAAUGGCUGAGCUUUGAAAUCGUUGGAAAAUUAUCUGUCGGGGAAAGAGUGAGAGGGUGAGAAAAAGAGAGGGAGAGGGAGAGAGGGAGAGAGAGAGGUGAGAGCAGCAAUCAACAAAAACAAUAAAAAUCUUUCAGCAAUGGAACUUACAAUGGACAAUCUUGGGAACCUGCACAGCGUGACCCACUCGCAGCCUGGGGACCUGAUGAGCACUUCUCACGGCAGGCAGGCGGCUGCGUCGCACCGGAACCUGGUGCCACCCAGUCGGCCCGCAAUGGUCUCCAGCAUGGCCUCGAUCCUUGAGGGGGCCGGCGAUUACCGAACGGAGCACACCCUGUCCGGGCCCCUGCACCCCGCCAUGAGCAUGUCGUGCGACUCUCCGUCUGGGAUGAGCCUAAGCAGCACCUAUACGACGCUAACCCCUCUGCAGCACCUGCCCCCGAUUACAACCGUGUCGGACAAGUUCCAUCACCACACGCACCAUCACCACCACCACGCACACCAGCGGCUCACCGCCGGAAGCGUCAGCGGCAGCUUUACCCUCAUGAGAGACGAUCGAAGCUUGGCGUCUAUGGGAAACCUUUACAGCCACUACCCAAAGGACAUGCCCAGCAUGGGUCAGUCGCUGUCGCCCCUGUCCAACGGCCUGGGCUCUUUGCACAACUCUCAGCAGACCCUCGGAGCCUAUGGGCCUGGUGGACACCUGUCCAAUGACAAAAUGCUUUCACCCGCCGGUUUCGACUCGCACGCCUCCAUGCUGUCCCGUGGAGAGGAGCAUCUGGCGAGGGGUCUGGGGGGCCCUGGAGCCGGCAUGAUGCCCACGCUAAACGGCAUGCAUCCACACGGACAUCAUCACUCGCAGUCCAACAGCUCUUUGCUCUCCGAGAGAGAUCGACAGGCAGCCGCGGGAGGCUCCCAGGGAGGCGGCUCGGGACAGGUGGAAGAAAUUAACACCAAAGAGGUUGCGCAGCGGAUCACAGCGGAACUAAAACGAUACAGCAUCCCGCAAGCCAUCUUCGCACAGCGGAUCUUGUGCAGAUCCCAAGGAACACUCUCGGACCUCUUGCGGAACCCUAAGCCGUGGAGUAAACUGAAGUCCGGGCGGGAGACCUUCCGGAGGAUGUGGAAAUGGCUGCAGGAGCCCGAGUUUCAGAGGAUGUCUGCGCUAAGACUGGCGGCCUGCAAACGCAAGGAGCAAGAGCAGCACAAAGACCGCAACCUGGUCCCCAAGAAGCAACGCCUGGUCUUCACGGAUCUGCAAAGGCGGACCCUCAUCGCAAUCUUCAAGGAGAACAAGCGGCCUUCCAAAGAGAUGCAGAUGACCAUCUCGCAGCAGUUGGGUCUGGAGCUCAACACGGUCAGCAACUUUUUCAUGAACGCCCGCCGCCGCUGUGUGGACCGCUGGCACGACGACCAGACUGGGAGUCCUGGGCAGUCAGGCGCUUCCACCAGCACUUUCUCUAAGGCCUGAGAAGGGGACGAGCCAGCCGCCGAGGGCACAGUGCAACUCAAAGCAUCUCCAUCGGAGCACCUCUAGCUUUCCAAACCUGCAAAAAAAAAAAACGAUGAAGACUCCUCCUUUCCCAUGUAGUCUAAAAAAAUCAAAAACAAAAGAGAAUGAUAAGCAGAAUUUAUAAUUGUAUUAUUUCAGCAGGCCAGGACCCAAUCACGAAAAGUCCCAAUAUUUGAAGAAUCCAAGUUAAAAAAAUGAACCAGCAAGCGGAGUGAUGUCAGCUGUUGCAGUUACACUCCAGGUGCUGUAGGUGGCACUGCUCUGCAAACACACAGAAUCUUUUUUUUUUUUUAAAGAAAUGCACAACUGCGCCAUCUGGAAGAUGUUGAGUGAAACUGCAUGGAAGUCUCUUUCAUCAAUCAGAUCUAAACAUUUCACCUGGCCGUUUACAAUUGACAUUGAAUGCUUUCAUGAUACCCCUGUAACCCUUGGACGUACGGAGGGGCAGGGGGUGCAAGAAGCCGGUCAGGAGAUUAAAAGUUGCACUGGGUCCAGAAUGAAGUCUCAUUGGCAGGUCUGGAAGCACAUGAAAACCGAAGAACAGAAUCCAACAAUAAGUAAACCCAACCACCGCUCGCUGUACCAAAAGAAAAACAAAUCUUUUUUCUCGCACUGUGUGGCUUGAAGUUGUGUGUGAAUCUUGUCGUGCUCAAGCACCAGUUGUUCUAUUCUCGAUGCAUUGUCUCUGUUACCAAAGAAAAAUGUGUAAACUCACAGACACCAAAAAAAAAAAAAAAAAAAAAAAAAGGAUCACGUUUUAAAAAAAAAUAAUCAAUAAAAAAACGGAGUGGAACAAGACUUGGAGGUGCGGCCCCCUCCACCACCACCAUCCACCACCCUCGUUAGCUGCUCUCUGAGGAGAUUUCUCAUAGUGCCAAUGACAACUGCCUUAAUAAAAAUUAACAAAAUAACCCUGAACGUGGCACUGGUUACUGCCGGGUGACUGUGCCGUAACGCACCAAAACGAAGCAAAGCGAAAGAAGAGACAAACAGCGACUGAAAAACUUUGUUUCCAUGUACAGGAAAAAGAACCUAACCUCACGAGGGGCCUAAAGCGUCCUCCUCAGCGUGACAAUGAUGUUUCUUUCCCUCUUUCUCUCUCUUUCUGUCCUUUCUCUCUGUCUCUCUUCCUCUUUCUCUCUCUCUCUCUCUCUUUAAUAUUGAUGCGGGUAAUUAGUACCAUUCAAUAACGAAGGAUUUGUAUUCACUUUGCCAUGUGCUCUGUCGUGCAUAUGUGUGAGGCACCUUGUUGACAAUACCAAAAAAAAAAAAAAAUUAUGGAACGGGGAGAAGAAAAAUCCCAGUCGUGAAGGUGUAUGCAGAGUUCUGCAUCCCAUGUGAAUACCGUACUGAACAUUUUGAAUUGUUAAAAAAAGAAAAAAAAAGAAGAAGAAGUAGGGGAAUGGCACAGCAGCGCAAGGCACCUGGGCCCCCGGGUGGAGGGCACUGCUCUGGGGCUGACAGCCGCCUUGCCGAAAUGUUCCCCUGACGUUGUCUUAGUGUCUUGUGAUGUCGUGGUAAUGCUUGAUUCUGUAAACCUGCCGGGAGCCUCAUUUCAGGAGUACUGGGAAAAGGGGGUAUGUUGGGUGGUGGGAGGGUGGAUGUUGCAUCCUGGGAGAACUCUUGGCUGAGCUGGGGGUGGGGAAGGGUGGGGGGGGGGGGGUAUGUGGUGGGUCAGGUUAGGGUUCCCAAAGGCGCAAAAAAAAAAAAAAAUGGCAAUGUGGCCCUGGUUAUAGUCCACAAGUGGGGCAAUUUUAAAAGAGGGGCAAAAAAAAAAUACAAAAAAGAGAGACAUUUCUAGUGAGAACCAAAGUGGCUACCUCACUUGAGCUUUCAAUCUGUGGUUUUUAAAACCAUGACUGAUACCAAAGAUUUUUUCAACCUUCCCUGGUCUGUGUCUGUGCGUGUGUGUGUGCGUGUAUAUGUUACAUUGGAGGUCCCAUCCUACACGGGGUGGGGUAGGGUGCUGCUAGGUGGACCUAGUAGAGCCCUUAAUGGCAUUCUGUUUGAAAAUCAAUGCAAAAAACAAAACAAAACAAAACAAACCAUAAAAAAAGAGCCAAACCCAGUAUCCUGCUCCAGUCAAGCCUUGUAGGGAGAUACCGAACGGAGAUGGUAGAGGGAGGAAGAGAUUAGUGCCUUUUCCCUUCAACCAAAGGUAUGACUGCAUUCUCGAGCCGACAGCCAAUUCACGACGCACGCACAACGUUUAAAAGACACCUCCGCCCGCCCGUCCUCCCGAGCGUCUUCAUUCAGCUCUUCAUCAAGCAGACAUUAACAAAGCUUACCUGUUCACCUUCCGAGCAGCCAAAGAGAAGGGGAGCGAGAUGGCGACCCAAAGUGGCCGCCACAGCUUUACUCGAAUAUUCACACAGGACACAAUGAAUUCAUUUUGUUUGCUUUUUGUAUUAAUAACCUUUCAAUUUCAUAACUCCAGAUUGCGAAGAUCUUUAUGAUUAUACCAUUCUGAAUUCCACUUACAUUUGCAAAAAUUAAAUUUAAUGUAUUGGUAAUUUGUUCAUCCAUCCUGUUUUAUC